AUGUCCGUACCAGGCCGGGCCAUCCUCGACCCAGCAGCCGCCCCUUUUUUCUCUCUCUGGGUUGCCCCCGCGCUCUCGGGGGGAUCCGGCGGACGCUCGGCAGAUCGCGUGUGACCGCACAAAAACAGUACGAUUCUGUGCGCGGAUUUCGCGCACAACAUGCUGAUAUAAUUUUAAUUCUGAUACCGAUUUGUUGCCCUCAUUCUAUGGAAUUUUUUGUCAUCAUUUCGAAUUUGAUGACAUUUUUAAAUUUUUUUCAUAUUUCGAUGCUAAUUUUGCUGUUUGUUUCGAAAUUCUUAUGUCGCCGAACGCCGCGUUUAUUGUCUGGGCCUUUCCGAGGGAGUGCGCGAGGUUUUCCGAUCGCUUCUUUCACCUUUCUGGCCUCCACGUUCUUUUUUCUACGAACGCCGCGACGCUUUCCACUUUUUAUUGGGGGGUUUCUGAAAAAUGUUUUAUUUUCUUGACUUUAUUUUGCAAAACAUUCUUCGUACUUCAAAUUCCCUGUAUUCCCCGGGUUUCGUUACCGUUUGGCCAAUCGAUUUUCGCGUCGCGUCUUUCCUCAAACGACCUUAGCGUUGAGCGCACUAGUUCUGCACUUUUGCCCCUUCCUCCGCCCCGCUCUCGCUUCAGAUUUUCCACGCGUUCUGAGCGUUGCGCAAGAGCGCCUUGGGCGAAAGUUUGAAACGUUUUUAUUCCUGGCUGAGUCAGGGGAUUCGUCGACCUUCAACGGAUUCCUUGAAGGUCGCCGCGACUGAUUUUUUCGCGAAAAACAGCCGAGUUGGUUGUCGGUGUGAAACGCGCAAAAAUCGGGAUGACGGGAGCCUUCUGUCGCGCCCAGGUUUCUGGUCCUUUCUUCCGCACUUUCGACCUUGGAAGGCACGCAGUUUUCUGUAGGCUUUACAGCUUUGGGGGAAUUUACUGUCUGCUUUUUAUUCCAGUUAUUUUCAAAUUGAUAGUAGAUUUGUUACUGGAAACAAAUUCGAUUAAACUUUGCUCUUUCCACUUUCCUUUUCACUUUCACUUGUCGCCAUUUCUUGCCAGAUCAUUUGCAUUUUCGGCAUUUUUUUUGAAUAGGCGCCGAACGCGAGAGAUCCGAGCCCUUUCCAGACAUUACGCAUUACUUUCACUUUCAGAAACAAAUCAAGGAAAGUGUCGUGAUCCCUUGAUUGCCCCUGUCGUUUCACGACACAACUUCUGGAAGUCAGAGAGGAUUUAUGGCGAAUAAUCGAAGGACCCAAUUCCGAGACGAGACCGGCUUCAGCGAUCCGUUGAGCAACUGCGAGAACUUCAACCUGUUGCAGUUCAUCAACAGCAACGGCGAUCCGAUUGCUGAGAAUCCGGCGAACGCCUACGGCCAGCAAUUCCAUCAGCCGCAGCCUCAAAUGCAGCAUCAGCAACCCCUGCGGCAUGUCCAACAGCCGGUCUGUUUGGACAAUGCGAUGAUGGCCAACGGAUAUCCGAACUCGGUGCAGACUAAACUCCCGGACUCCCCGCCAAUCACCGACAUCUCAGCUGGAGCGUCGAGUGGAUCACCGAGUUCGGAAGCUCCUUAUUCCCCGGAUCAGCAGUAUCCUCAAUACCAAUUCCAACCACAACAUCCGCAGAUGGAUAAUCGGAUGCCACAGAUGAGGAUUCAGGAUCCGAAUCUGGUUCAACAACAACUCCAGCGAAGUCAGGUGUCCCCAAACUCUGAUUACAUGAGCUACACAUCUCACACAUCCCCUACUCAACUCUCACCUCAGCAAUUGAAUCAUAAUCAGAACUUCCUUCCACAACAACAACAUCUCGGCUUUACGAUGGACAUGUAUUUGAAUGAUAACAUUGGAGAUUUUAAUGGUAUUUUCGAAACGGAUCCCAACGCCCGUGCCGGUCAGAAACGGAAGAGAGUGGACCCUGUUCUCACUCAAAUUAAACAUGAACAGUUUAUUAAUCCCUCGCAGACGCCGAUGCCAAUGAGUCAGAUGAUCAGCUCCAGCUCUUCCUCAACUCAUUCCGGAUCGGUGGAAGACUUCGAUGACGGCCCGCGACAAAAGACCAUUCGAUUCCAACAGUUCGACACUGCCAAUUGGGCUCCAUUAUUCAACGAGAGUCGACAACAAAUCCCGCAUCCACAAGUCCACGUCAUCGCGGAUAAAGGAUUUGCCUACAGUCCGAAGGAAUGCUGCUUUAUCAACCAAAAGAAGAACCACUUCCAGAUCACCUGUCAUGUGGAUGUCAAGGAUCGGCCGGUUUAUGUCUUCCAUGACAAGCAGAUGAAGCCGAUCCGACGCUACAGACUGCUAUUCUACGGAACCAAGGCCGAGAUGACGUCAUAUGAGAUUGAAAUCCGCCAAUCUCAAGCCGACCGAAAGCCCAUCAAAUACGAUGGAGACGAGAUUGAACUGAAUAAUAAUACAGUAACCAAGAAGACUGUCUGCCGAUUACAUUUCUCAAAGUGCACAGACAACAACAAUCGGAAAAGCAACAAGAAACAGCUGAAUCCGGACCAGAAGUACUUUAUGUUAAUGGUCAAAUUCAUCGCAGAAGUCGACAAUGGAAGCAUUCAGAUGCAGGCCUACUGUUCUGAUCGUGUUAUUGUCAGAGCCUCGAAUCCGGCACAAUUCGCAGAACCUGAGAUUGAUGCCGGCUGGAAACAGAAUGGAAGUCUCUUGCAUUACAAUGGCCAAGUCGCCGUGGGAACCGACUCCCCAUUCGCGGAAGCUCAACUUUCUGUUAUGGGUAAUCUUGUAGCCACCGGAAGCACGACAAGGCCGUCUGAUCGGCGCGUCAAAGAAGAUAUUGUCCCAGUGGACACUCGAGAAGCCAUGGAAAGGAUCAAUCGGAUGAGGAUUGUGGAGUAUUCUUAUAAACCUGAACUGGCCGAACAAUGGGGACUCUCGGAAGCUGAUCGUCAUCGAGUGGGUGUCAUCGCUCAAGAAUUGGCUGAGGUCUUACCCGAUGCCGUGAAGGAAAACGGAGAACUUUACACUGUGGAUGAGACCAGAAUCUUCUAUGAAGGAUUUGCGGCAGCGCAAGAACUGAGUCGUCUUUAUGGCCAUCUCGAUGGUCGUGUGGACAAGGUUCAACAGAUUGCUGAACUCUUGGCCAAGGAUGCCAGACGGCGUCGUCAUCUUGGCGCUUCAAUGGCUUCAGGCCUUUCUGGAUUGACCCAAUUGGUCGGGAAAGAUUCUGGAAAGAAGUUGAACGAUUCCAAGAUGUUGAGUCAAUCACAGUAUUCGAUCACUUCUUCAUGUCCAUCCUUCGAUGGUGUCAGCCAAAUCGGGUCUGCCAGUCAAGCUGGAUAUAAAUACAAGAAGUACCGAAAGGGGAGCGCCCGAGAUCCUUCGAUUUGCGGAUCCAAGAUGACCCAAUGCACGAUGAUUGCGCUAGUCUCAAUUAUGUCGUUAUGGUAAGUCAUCGUCCUUUCUUUCUUUUUUCAAAACCCUUAAAGGUUGUAUCUUUUACUGAUCAAAUCAUUUUUAGCCUCGUUACCAUGUGCACAUUAUAUGUUCUCGAUUGGUAUAACCGAACAUACGUCUACACACCUCACUCGUUCCCCAGAAACCCACCAACCUCACCUCCAGUCCUCAUGGAUAACAUAAUUGAUCUCACGAAUAAGGAAUGGUCCCCUCCGGACCAAACUCUCAUCAAUUCAUUGCUUGGAACAUGUGCCGCAAGUGGAAUGUACUGCCCGAAAUAUUGUUGUGCAUCAUCUUCAGUCUACAAUGUCACGGAACGAGAAGAACGAUCGAUUGAUAGCUUCGUGGGUUUAGCCAAUCCGAAAAAGAAGGUCCAGGAAAGGAUAAGCUACAAGUCGAACAGUUGGGGAACACCAAAACCAUUUGGAAAUGGGGUUGAGAUCAAGUUGACUGAUUUGAAUGUGGUCUUGGAUGAUAGAUAUUGCGUGGAAGGAAGUUGUGUCCCCAGGAAAGGAAGAUACAACUUGUACAUCCCGGUUAGCUCCUACAUGCCCACAAUGAAUCUUCAUGUCUCUUUAACGUGAGUUUACGGGCUGUUUUAAAGAUUAUUUAUCGUUUACACCUUAUAAUGAAUUUAUUUUUUAGGAUACCGAAAGGAAUGUUUGUGGAUAAUUGUGGAGCGCUAAAAGAAUUCCAACACAAGUCUUGUGAGUUCGAGAAUAACGACGAGGACUCUUCUAUCCAGCCGGUCAUGUCUAAGGUGAGAUCUUUUGCCUUUUUAAGACCAAGGUUUUAUAGUUGUAAAUAAUAUCAUAAUUUUUUCAGAUGGAUCCGACCAGUUUCCUGAUCUCGGCCGGUGAGUUCAUGCAAAGUGCCUACCGUUUCCGCGUGGGCCACUCCUCAAUGUCCUGUCGGAUGAGUGAAGAUCAACAGGGCCGUUCCUUCGAUGAAUUCAAUCUAGUGUUUUAUCGGAGAUGUAUAUGAAUGUAGUUUCUUUUACCAUGGGUCUUCUCGCUAUUAACACGCCACCCCAAACGCGUCUACUCUUGCUGGUAUCUCUUCUUUGUCUUAUAUAUAUGAUUGUUCAUUUUUUAUUUAUUUUACUGUAGUAUUGUUGUAUAUUUAAAUUUUUUAACAGUAUUCAAGGGAGUUUGAGAAAACAUUAAUUUUUUACGUGGUUGUUUAUUUUAUUGAUCGAGUUUUCAAAGUAUGGCUUAUGUAACGAGUUUGUUUUUAUUUUUUUUUCAAAGGAUUACUCAUUUUGGUCUAAUCAACAAAUUACAUCUCCCCAGUUACUGUAACUUCCCCCGACUUUAGUCCCCAUAAUAAUUGUUCAGAAUUUUCUUCCUAAAAAUAAAUAAUUCUAAUCCAAAAUUUGGUACUUUAUAAAUACGAAGAAAGUUCUGAACAAUUCCGGGCUGAUCACCUCCAGUUUUACAUCGGAAACAUGCGAUAUAAGGAGCCCAAAUGGUUUAAUUUCCUAUUAAUUGACCUUUGAAUUCGCGUCGUUCGUGUCCAGAAAUGAGAUUAUUACUUAUCGCGGCUUCUUUAAGAUCAAAAUAACGAUUAUCUGUUUUCAGAAAAAAGGAAAAAGAAUUAAGAAUUUUGUCAGGACUUGGCAACGUCGUUUAACGACAACCCAACGCUCUCUUUUCUCCAGAUUACACCCAACUCCCAUUGAUGGCUAGCCAAAGACCCCAUCAAUUCAAGGACGAGACCGGCUUCAGCGAUCCUUUGAGUGACUGCGACAACUUCAACUUGUUGCAGUUCAUCAACAGCAACGGCGACACUCCAGCUGACAGUCCCGCUCCCUUAUAUGGACAUCAAUUCCAUCAACAACCUACUCAACAGCAGCAGCAACAGUUCAUCUUGCAACAACAACAGCAACAACAGAUGCGACAAGUCCAGCAGCCGGUCUGUCUGGAUAAUGCCAUGUUGUCAGUCGGAUAUCCGCAAUCCGCUCAGUCCAGACUGCCCGACUCUCCUCCUAUAACCGAUAUCUCAGCUGGCGCUUCGAGUGGAUCUCCCAGUUCUGAUGCCCCCUAUUCUCCAGACCAAUAUGCCCAAUAUCAAUACCAACAACAGAGGCCCAACAACAACAUGUUAAACAAUCGAAUGGGACAGAUGCAUAUUCAAGAUCCUAAUAUGAUUCGUCAGCCUUUGCAUCAGACCCAGGUGUCUCCCAACUCUGAUUACAUGAGUUAUCCCUCACACACUCCUCCCGCUCAGCUUUCACCUCAACAACUUAAUCAACGAAACCAAAACUUCCUCCCUCAGCAGCAACACCUCGGGUAUACGAUGGACAUGUAUCUCAACGACAACGACGCGGCUGAGUACAAUGAGAUUAUGGAUACGAAUGCUCGUGCUGGCCAGAAGCGAAGAAGAUUCGAUGGAUUGGCCCAGAUCAAGAACGAGCAGAUCAUGCAUCCAGCUCAGACCCCAAUGCCCAUGGGACACAUGUUGAACUCGAGCUCGUCGUCUCCCCAUUCAGGGUCCGUGGAGGAGUUUGAUGAUGGCCCACAUCAUCGGACCAUCAGAUUCCAACCUUUUGAUCCCAACAAUUGGUCGCCGAUUUACGAUGAGAGACGCCAACCCAUGGCGCAUCCAAUCGUCAACGUCAUCGCUGACAAGGGCUUCAACUUUGUUCAACCAGACAAUUGUUUCGUCAAUCAGAAGAAGAACCAUUUCCAGAUUACUUGCCAUCUGGAUGUGAAGGAGCGCCCGGCCUAUAUUUGCCAUGAAAAACAAAUGAAGCCGAUUCGUCGCUUCAAGAUGGUCUUCUGUGGAGUCAAGUCCGAGAUGACCUCGAGCGAGAUCCCAAUCCGCCAAUCUCAGACCGACAGAAAACCGAUCAAGCACGAUGGAGAAGAGAUUAUUAUCGAGCCCCACAAAUUGGCCAAGAAGACCGUGCCAAGGCUCCAUUUCUCCGAGACUACCCUCAACAAUCACAGGAAGAGUGGAAAGCCAAAUCCAGAUCAAAAAUACUUUUUGCUGGUGGUCAAAUUUAUGGCUGAAGUUGAUAAUGGAUGCGUGAUGAUGCAAGGUUAUGCUUCUGAUCGCGUUAUUGUCCGAGCCUCGAAUCCUGGUCAAUUUGAGAAUCAGGAGAACGACCUGGGAUGGCAAAAGACAGGCAAUGUUCUCCAUUUCAACGGCCAAGUCGCUAUUGGAACCGAUCGGCCAAUGGAUAAUGCCCAACUCUCCGUAAUGGGAAACAUUGUGGCCACAGGAAGCACGACUAGGCCUUCUGACAGACGUGUGAAAGAAGACAUUGUGCCGGUCGAUACCAGAGAAGCGAUGGAAAGAAUCAACAAGAUGAGAAUCGUGGAAUACGCCUACAAACCGGAAUUGGCCGAACAAUGGGGACUUUCGGAAGCUGAUCGUCAUCGAGUGGGUGUCAUCGCUCAAGAAUUGGCUGAGGUCUUACCCGACGCCGUGAAGGAAAACGGAGAACUUUACACUGUGGAUGAGACCAGAAUCUUCUACGAAGGAUUUGCGGCAGCGCAAGAACUAAGUCGUCUUUAUGGCCAUCUCGAUGGUCGUGUGGACAAGGUUCAACAGAUCGCUGAACUCUUGGCCAAGGAUGCAAGACGACGUCGUCAUCUUGGCGCUUCAAUGGCUUCAGGCCUCUCUGGAUUGACCCAAUUGGUCGGAAAGGAGCAUGAAGACAAGAAACUCUCCGAAGACUCCAAAUUCCUCUCUCAAUCCCAGAUUUCCGUCGCGUCAUCAACUCCAUCAUUCGACGCUUCGGCAAGUCAGAUUGGAUCUGCCAGCCAGAUUGGAUAUAAAUAUCGAAAAUACAGAAAAGGAAAUAACCGAGACGCUCCAUUAUGCGGAUCCAAGAUGACACAAUGUACGAUGAUUGCACUCGUCUUUAUUAUGUCAUUAUGGUAAGUAAACUCUGAUUAUUUCUUCUUCUAAUAUCAAAACCUUCUUGAUAACGUUUUUUUAUUUCAGCCUUGUUACCAUGUGCACACUCUAUGUGUUGGACUGGUACAACCGAACAUACGUUUACACACCUCACUCCUUCCCCAGGAAUCCCCCAACAACCCCGCCAAUGCUCAUGGAUAACAUAAUUGAUCUGACGAACAAGGAAUGGUCUCCUCCGGACCAAACUCUCAUACAUCCAUUGCUAGCGACGUGUGCAGCCGGUGGAAUGCAUUGCCCCAUUUAUUGUUGCGCAUCUCCAUCCGUCUACAACAUGAGUGAACUGGAAGAUUCGGCGAUCGACAGCUUUGUUUCCUUGGCUAAUCCGGAUGGAAAAGUGAAAGAAAGAGCACCCGUGGUCAUCUCCAACGAUUCUGGAAAGCCGAAGCCAUUUGGAAAUGGAGUUCAGAUCAAGUUGACUGACCUGAACGUGACUUUGGAUGAGAGGUAUUGUGUGGAGGGCAGUUGUGUCCCCAGGAAAGGGCGGUACAACUUGUACAUCCCGGUGUCCGCCUACAUGCCGACCAUUUCUCUUCAUGUCAGCUUGAAGUAAGUUGAAUUUUCAGUUGUAACAUCAAUUUUAAUUGUGUUUUAUAUUUCAAUUUCAUUUUACAACACAUUAUUUCAGCGUGCCAAAGGGAAUGUUUGUGGAUAAUUGUGGAGCUCUCAAAGGAUUCAAGCACAAAUCUUGCGAAUUCGAGACGAAUGAAGAGGAAACGACAGCUCAGCCAGACAUGAUCAAGGUAAACUUUGGACCAGUCAAUGACCAAAUUCUGAUCUUUAAGCUAAUAUAACUCAAAUUUCAGAUCGAUUCGAUGACUUUCCAAAUCACAGCCGGUGAUUUCAUGCAAAGUGCGUACCGUUUCCGAGUUGGUCACUCUUCAAUGUCAUGCAAAAUGAGCGAAGAGCAACAAGGUCGCUCCUUCGAUGAAUUCAAUCUCGUUUUCUAUCGAAAAUGCAUCUAA
This is a messenger RNA of Bursaphelenchus xylophilus (pine wood nematode), 8287 nucleotides long. The record is from the annotation of a GenBank genome assembly. NCBI's taxonomy places the organism in Eukaryota, Metazoa, Nematoda, Chromadorea, Rhabditida, Aphelenchoididae.